AUGGAGGCAUGGCUAGGAAGAAAAGAAGAGGAUCAUAUCGUGGCUCAAACACCACCCCUUAGCAAUGCACGAGCAAAGUGGAAAGCUCCACCACCCCAAUGGAUUAAAUGUAAUACGGAUGGUGCGUGGCGUAAAGAGCAUCAGCGAAGUAGAGUAGGUUGGAUAAGCCGAGACAGUAGAGGAAAAUUGCUUUGGGCAGGGGUAAAGGAUUUUCAGAGAGUAGGCUCACCGAUUGAGGCAGAAGCAGAAGGUAUCAAGUGGGCAACGCAGUCAAAGCGCAGUCUCGGCUACAAUCAGGUGCCCUAUGAAACAGACUCUCAGGUCCUUGCAAGGAUGAUCACAGGACAAGAGGUAAUAUGGCCAAAGCUCGAGCCGGUCAUGCAAGAAAUUCAGCAUUAUCUCUCUGAAAAUCCAGGUUACAAGCUAGGUUUUAUCCAAGGGAAGGAAAUAAGGCAGCAGACAGAGUAG
This is a messenger RNA of Brassica napus (rape), 468 nucleotides long. RefSeq lists its product as uncharacterized. Gene Ontology annotation, molecular function: RNA-DNA hybrid ribonuclease activity; nucleic acid binding. The transcript has a single exon. The record is from RefSeq and is a predicted model, not a curated record. Bases 1 to 468 code for a protein of 155 amino acids. Lineage: Eukaryota; Viridiplantae; Streptophyta; Magnoliopsida; Brassicales; Brassicaceae.